This is a messenger RNA of Cyprinodon variegatus (sheepshead minnow), 14222 nucleotides long. RefSeq names its product hemicentin 2 (gene hmcn2). The coding region runs from base 250 to 12867 and encodes 4205 amino acids. The record is from RefSeq and is a predicted model, not a curated record. NCBI's taxonomy places the organism in Eukaryota, Metazoa, Chordata, Actinopteri, Cyprinodontiformes, Cyprinodontidae. The transcript has 81 exons. Gene Ontology annotation, molecular function: axon guidance receptor activity; calcium ion binding. Gene Ontology annotation, cellular component: axon; plasma membrane; neuronal cell body. Gene Ontology annotation, biological process: synapse organization; homophilic cell-cell adhesion.
CGCGCAGCCAGUCCUCGCGCUCCUUCAAACUUUACGCACGGAUGUUCUCCACUGGAAGUUGUGCAAACCCGGUUUUCAUGUGUUGCAGCCGAGUCGUGGUGUCUCAAAAAACUUUUUUAUCCACUUAGACCCGUUUCAGACUCGUUUAAAUUGCAUCUGCAUGAUUUAUUUUUAUUUUUCUCUUUGUUACUUUAUUUUUCUAUGUGAUUGUUUUAAAUCCGGUGGACAAAUGCUGUAAAUAGUGGAGGAAUGAAAAUGUGCGGUGCCUUAAUGAAGUGGGUAGUGUGGGCGCUCCUUGUCAGUGCGCACAGACUCCUGGCAGACUCUUUGUUGGACCCCCGGUUAGAGGAGGUGGAUGAAUCCAGUGGCAGCGCUUCAACGCUGGCCUUUGUGUUCGAUGUUACCGGCUCCAUGUACGACGAUCUGAAACAGGUGAUUGAGGGGGCCUCGCGGAUCCUGGAGAAGACUCUCAGCCGGAGAACCAGACCUAUUAGAAACUUUGUCCUGGUGCCCUUCCACGACCCAGAUAUUGGCCCUGUUUCCAUCACCACCGACCCCAAGAAGUUCCAGCAGGAUCUGCAGGAAUUGUUUGUCCAGGGUGGGGGUGACUGCCCUGAGAUGAGUAUAGGAGCUAUAAAGAAGGCUUUAGAGGUUUCGCUGCCUGGAUCCUUCAUCUACGUCUUCACUGAUGCCCGUGCCAAAGACUACCGGCUGAAAAGAGACGUUCUGCGCCUGGUGCAGCUCCGUCAAUCACAGGUUGUGUUUGUGUUGACUGGAGAUUGCGGAGACCGCUCCCAGCCUGGUUACAGGGCGUAUGAGGAGAUCGCAGCCACCUCCUCCGGACAAAUCUUUCAUUUGGACAAGCAGCAGGUGAACGAGGUUUUAAAGUGGGUAGAAGAGACGGUUCAGGCAAUGAAAGUCCACCUGCUGUCCUCCAACCACGACAGUGCCCAGGAAAACAAGUGGGAAGUGCCCUUUGACCCCAGCCUCAGGGAGGUCACCGUCUCACUCAGCGGACCGGCGCCACAAAUCGAGCUCAGCGACCCCUUCGGUCGGGUCAUUGGUGCUGAGCAGGGCCUUCAGGAACUGCUGAAUAUUCCCAACUCCGCUCGGGUUGUCAACCUAAAGUUUCCGAGACCUGGAUCCUGGAAACUUAAGGUGAGCUGCAGUGGGCGCCAUACUCUGAGGGUUACAGGGGUCAGCAGUCUGGACUUCCGGGCUGGCUUUUCCACUUUACCUGUUUUAGAGUUCAGCCAGACCAGAGAAAGACCAAUUAAAGGACUUCCAACCCAUGUCAUGCUGAAAUGUACCGGCCUGAAGCCCCCAGGUUAUCUGAGUCAGGUGGAGCUCAUGUCAGCCUCCGGACGGUCUUUACGCACCAUCCCUGUACCUCUGCCCACUGACCUUGGCCAACAAGGGCUUUGGACUCUCCCUGAGUUCCGCACGCCACCACAAAGCUUCUUCAUCAAGGUUACAGGCAAUGAUGAGACGGGCUUCCUCUUCCAGAGGUUAUCAAGUGUUUCCUACACUAACAUCAUUCCAGAUCCCCCAGCGGUGAGAAUGCCUAAUGUGGUGAGGGGCUUUUACAUGCAGCCUGCUGCCAUUGGCUGCUCGGUGCAAAGUGACAUUCCUUACAAGCUAAGAUUCACCAGAAACGGGAUGAUUCUAGGAGAGGAGAAGCAUUUUCAGAAUUCUGGCGUAGCAUCUUGGGAGAUUGCACAUGCAUCCGGUGAGGAUGAGGGCACGUAUGAGUGCAUGGCGCAGAGCAGUGCAGGACAGGGACAGGCUUUAACCCGGCUUACUGUUCAAGAGCCUCCUCCGGUUUUGAAGCCUGCUGUUAACGUGAGCACCUCUGUGGGAGGCGUAGCUGUGCUGUCCUGUGAGGUGGACGGCCACAUGCGUCAUAACCUGACCUGGUAUCGAGCCGGACGCGCGAUCCGCGCCCGAUCGGGGAGGGUGAUGCUGCUGGGUGACUCCUCGCUGCAGAUCAGCACAGUUCAGGUUCAGGAUGCUGGAGCGUAUCAGUGCGUGGCCACCAACGCCCAGGGAGACAGCAGGAUCACAGUGUGGCUCCUAGUCCCAGAGGCUCCUUCUGUAGAAGUUCGCCCUCAGACCCAAAGUUUCUCCCGAGGGGAUGAGAUCCGCUUCGUCUGCUCGGCGUCCGGCUCCCCCCCCCCUCAGAUCUUCUGGAGCCGUGGAAACAUGUUCCUAAGCAAUCAGCCGAGGUUUAGAGUAAAUAAGGAUGGACUUUUGACUAUUCGUGGAGCAGUUCCAGAGGACGCUGGGGACUACAUCUGUCGGGCGACCAAUGAGGCUGGGAGUGCCUCUCAGACGGCGUCACUAACGUAUGCAGAGGUGCCCAGAAUAGCAGUUAGACAGCAGGUUGUGUUAGCAUCUGUUGGUGGUGAUGCCACUUUGGAAUGCCAAGCCACAGGCAUUCCCCCUCCCCUCAUCCGCUGGUUCAAAGGUGAGCUCGAGGUGGGCUCUGCUCCUUUUGUAGAGCAGGAUGUAAACCGCGGGACCUUGCAGAUUCGCGGGGUGCAGGAAGUCGAUGCUGGUCAGUAUAACUGUGUGGCCAGCAGCUCUGCUGGAACCUCCACUGGCACUGUUAGACUGGAGGUUGGAGCGGGCCCAUUGUUUUCUGAGGCCCCGACCGACAUGAGCGCUAAUGUGGGGGAGAACAUCACCCUCCCCUGCGUCGCCCGAGGUUCCCCACAGCCGACAGUCAGCUGGCGCAGGAAGGACGGCAGACAGAUUCUUGCGAGGGCAGGCGGGGGCAGCAGAACAAUGCAGAUGGAGAGCGGCCAUCUUUUAAUUCAGAGUGUCUGGCUGCACGAUGAAGCUGUAUACGUUUGUGAAGCCAAAAACCAGUUUGGAAGCAUUCAAGCUGAGGCCAGAGUUAGCGUCACUGGACUAGAGCCUCCAGUCUUAGGCCAAGCUCCCCCAGUCAUCACCACGGGGGCUGGUCAGUCCCUCAGCAUCCCUUGCAUGUUGCUGGAUGGAACGCCUCUUCCAGAAAGACGCUGGUCCAAGAAUGGGAGACCUGUCCAAGUGAAUGGAAGAGUGUUCAUAAGGAGUGAUGGCAGUUUGUACAUAGAGAGAACUCUACCAGAAGACAGUGGGACAUAUGUUUGCACUGCUAUGAAUGUAGCAGGCACUGUAAAUAUUACAGUCAGCUUGGAGGUCCAAGUGCCCCCAGAGAUCAGAGCUGGCCCAUACCAGUACAUUGCCAGUGAGGGAGUAGCCAUAACGCUGUCAUGUGAGGCAAGCGGAGUUCCCAAACCAGUUAUUGUCUGGUCCAAGGGAAGACAGCCUCUUCCAAGGGAUGGCUCCUCUUUUCAGCCCGGUUCUGAUGGAUAUCUCCACAUCCCCCACCCCACUGCAGAGGAUGCAGGCACCUACAUUUGCACUGCCAGCAGUCCUGUGGGCUAUGCAAGCCGGGAGGUCCAGCUCAGUGUUAAUACCCUUCCGAAGAUAAUGGGCGUUAGCGGCCAUGACAAUGUCAUAAAGAUGGCUGCAGAAGUGGGGACUGAGGUGGUUCUCCCCUGUGAGGCCCAGGGAAGUCCUUCUCCAUUAGUCACAUGGAGCCGAAAUGGGUAUCCCAUCCCGCCCGUCACAGCUGGAUUCACUGUUUUGCCUUCAGGCUCUCUGAGGAUCACUGAUGUGCGGCUGAUGGAUAGUAAACUAUAUACCUGCACUGCAGAUAACCCAGCAGGGAAUGUGUCCCUAAGCUACAAUUUACAUGUUCAAGCCAAACCCAGAAUCCAGCCAGCACCAUCCAUCCUAAAAGCCAUGCUCGGCCAAACAGUGACUCUGCCUUGUGUGGUCCAAGGAGAGCCGAGGCCUGAGAUCAGCUGGUUCCACAACGGACAGCCUGUUGGCAAAAAGAACUCCACACCUCUAAGGAUCCCAUCUGUCGGCCUUGCUGACCAGGGCACCUACCAGUGUGUGGCAAAAAACAGUGCUGGACAGGAAACAUUAGAGAUUAAGCUGGAAAUUCUUGAGGCGCCGUCCUUUGCAGAACCUGGAGAUGCCAUCAUGGAGAAAGUAGUGAACAGCAAAGUCGUCAUCCCUUGUCCAGCAAAAGGUUCACCCCACCCCAGGGUGCGCUGGUUUAAGAAUGGCCUGGAGCUACAGCCAGAACAAUCUGAGUAUUCUGUGGCAAGGGAUGGAGCUCUUGUAAUUAGUGCAGCAUCUGCCAGCCACAGUGGAGACUUCAAGUGUGUUGCAACCAAUGAGGCAGGCUCAGUAGAGAGAAAGACUAGGCUAAAAGUUAAUGUUCCUCCAGAGAUCCAGGACGACGGCCAGCCACUGAAUCUCACCGUCACCUUGAAGCAACCCCUCACUUUAGGCUGUGAUGUUUUUGGCAUCCCCUCCCCGCUAAUAACCUGGACUAAAGAUGGCCACGCUGCGGACGUCCCCGGUGUGUAUCUGCAGAACGGCAACAGAUUGCUCAGAAUCUAUAGAGUUCAGCACGAGCAUGCGGGUCAGUUUACCUGCACAGCUCAGAACUCGGCAGGAGAGGCAAGAAGACAAUACAACAUAGUGGUGCAAGCUCCUCCAGAGAUUUCCGGAACAUCCCGACUGCAGGAGUUUACUGUGGUCCAGGGUCAGGAGGUGGAGUUCCAGUGUCGAGUAAGCGGGCGACCGGCACCGAGGGUGGAAUGGAGCCGUGACGGAGAGGUUCUGUCCCCUGAAGGAGACCCUCAUGUGGAGUUUCAGGAAGAUGGGCAGGUCCUAAAGGUGAAGUCAGUCAGACUGAGGGAUCAGGGUCUUUACCAGUGUCUGGCCAGGAACAGCGCGGGAACUCAGAUGCGGCAGUUCAGACUAACAGUUCAAGCUCCGCCCAUCAUAAAGGGCACAAAUGAGACUUCCGAGGUGUCAGUCGUGCUGGGUUUCCCCAAAGUCCUCUCCUGUAAUACUGAGGGCUCACCUACACCCAGCAUCACGUGGCUGAAGGAUAACCAUCCCAUCGUCUCCUCGCCUCAGCUGACGUACACUCUUGGAGGGCAGGCUCUGCGCCUGGGCUCAGCACAGGGAGACAGCAACGGUCUCUACACUUGCAGGGCGACCAAUGCAGCAGGCACAGCCACUAAGCAUUACUCUCUCAGUGUUCUGGUCCCACCGCAGAUAGAGGGAGAUUCCUCAUCCUUGACAUUUUCUGGACAGGAAGAGAAAGUGCGGAUAAACGGGAGCUUAACUCUGUCCUGCUUGGCCAAAGGUUUCCCUGAACCAAAGGUUCACUGGUUUAAAGAUGGACAGUUGCUGACUGGAAGCUACCAGGCUGGGAUUGAGGAGAAGGGACACCUCCUCCACAUCAAAAACGCCGGACUUUCCCAUGAAGGCCAGUACACUUGUGUGGUGUCCAACUCUGCUGGAGAGGAUAAGAGAGACUUUCAUAUCACUGUUCAAGUUCCUCCUGUCCUCCAGCGGGUGACAAACAGGGAAGCAGCCUGGGGUUUGGGACAUGAAGGAGACAAUGAGGACAGAGUGGAAAAGAGGGAUGUCGCCUUAGGUCACUCAGUCAGCCUGUCCUGUGAGAGCAAUGCCAUCCCUCCUCCUAAACUCAGCUGGUACAAGGAUGGAAGAAAACUCAGCUCUGCUGACGGAGUGAUCCUGCAUCCUGGAGGACAGGUGCUACAUAUCCCUCGAGUGCAACAGGAGGAUGGUGGAAGGUACACAUGUCAAGCUGUGAAUGAGGCUGGAGAAGAUCACAUGCAUUUUGAACUGGAUGUCCUGAUUCCUCCUGUUAUAAUGGGCACAUCAGAGGAGUUUAUGGAAGAAAUGGGAGCAGUGGUGAACAGCACCGUUGUUCUCCACUGCGACGCAACUGGACACCCCGCUCCAGUCAUCUCCUGGAUGAGAGAUGGGCAGCCGGUGCACACAGACUCCCAGCACCACAUCAGCAAGGAUGGAACAGCUCUUCAGCUCCUCAGUGUGCAGGUUUCAGACAUGGCUGACUAUAUGUGUGUGGCUGAGAAUAAAGUCGGAACAGUCGAGAAACAUUUCAACCUGGCAGUGCAAGUGCCUCCUAGAAUCACAGGACCUAAAGAAGAGGAGGUGAGCGUGAUCGAAGGCCUUACGAUGUCUUUGCUGUGCGAUGUCCAAGCGUACCCUCCCCCAGAGAUCACAUGGACCAGGGAUGGACAGGUUCUUCAUUUUAGCACAACGGUUCACAUUCUGCCAGGUGGCCAGAUGUUACAGCUGCCUCGGGCGAGACAGGAGGAUGCGGGUCAGUAUGUGUGCACAGCUAGCAACUCAGCAGGGCAGGACCAGAAGAGCUUUCUCCUCAGCGUUUAUGUCCCACCCUCCCUGAAGCCGCGGCACGACGCCGAUACUGACAGUGUGACCCCUCAAGUUGGCUCUUCGGUCAUCCUGCGAUGUGAAGCUCAUGGUGUUCCUGAGCCAGAGGUCACAUGGUACAAGAAUGGGCGGCAACUGGCUGCAGGGAACGGGCUGAAGAUAAAUGGAGACCAGCUGGAGAUCGUAGGGGUUCAGACUACAGAUGGUGGGAUGUACACAUGCAAAGUGUCCAAUGUGGCAGGACAGGUGGACAGGACAUUCAGGCUGACAGUUCAUGUUCCACCCAUGCUUGAUGGGCCUCAGUGGGAGUCUGUCAAUUACACCCUGGGCUCCAAUGUGGCCCUGCUGUGUGAGGCCACAGGGGUGCCAGUCCCCAGCAUCACUUGGCUGAAAGAUGGAACUCCCAUAGAGAGCAGUCUGCAAUGGCAGUGGUCGGUUCGAGGUAACCGGCUGGAGCUGGGCCCUCUCACUCUCUCUCAUGCCGGGACGUACACAUGCCUGGUGAAGAACAGCGAAGGACAAACACAGAAAGACUUUUCGCUCACAGUGCUUGUUUCGCCCACCAUCCUGAACUCUGACCAAGCAUCUGAUGUGAGUGGACCCAUAGGAGAAGAGCUGACCCUGGACUGCAGAGCAAAUGGAAUCCCGCCACCUCGCUUCAGCUGGCUGAAAGAUGGAGAGUCUUUGGAGGGAUCGGACACGCAUCACAUCACUUUGACCCCCAGUGGCAGCACACUGACUGUCAGGAGGCUGAGCCCUGAGGAUUCUGGGACAUACACGUGCUUGGCUGUCAACCCCGCUGGUCAGGAAAGCAAAAUCUACACCCUGGUGGUUUUAGUCCCGCCUUCUAUCUCUGGUGAGACCUCAGUCCCUAGAGAGGUGCAGGUGACUCAGGACAGCAUGGUGACUCUGGAGUGUCACGCAGCUGGAAACCCUCCACCUCAGAUCAGCUGGCUGAUGAACGGACGGCCUCUGCUCCUCUCCCCUCGCACUCGCCUCCUCUCUGGUGACGCUGUACUUAGGAUUUUUCGUGUGCAACAAUCCGACUCUGGAGUUUACACUUGUGUGGCACGGAGUCAAGCUGGCCUUGCUGAGCUCAGCUAUGAUGUGCAAGUUCAAGUGCCCCCUGGUGUCGAUCAUGUUGAACCAGUGGAGCCAGUUACAGUGGUCCGGGGAUCCUUGGUGACUUUAACCUGUGAGGCUCAUGGGUUCCCGCUUCCCACGCUGACCUGGCUGAAGGAUGGACAGCCACUGUCUCUGCAUAGAAACCUGCUGCUGGAUGGACAGGAGACUCGCCUGAAGCUCGCUGAUGUGACCCGAUCAGACGAAGGCCUUUACAGCUGCGUGGCCAGCAACCAGGCAGGAAGCAGCACCAAAAGCUUUAACCUCACCGUGCUUGAGCCUCCAAAGAUUUCCCACUCCAGCUCACCAGAAGAGCUGACCGUACCAGUAAACAGUCCACUUGAGCUGGAGUGCUCCGCUGUGGGUGUCCCUCCUCCGACCAUCAGCUGGCUGAAGGAUGGUCGGCCUCUGGAGGGAGCUGACAUCAUUCAGCAGGAUGGACAAGUCAUCCGGAUCAGUAAAGUUCAGGUCGAGGAUGCAGGUCUGUACACCUGCUUGGCCAGCAGCCUCGCUGGAGAGGAUGGAAGAAGCCACUGGGUCCGAGUGCAAGUCCCACCAACACUCCUAGGCUCCGGUGAUGUAAAAACGGUGACCGUGCCGUUUAAUGGACACCUGACCUUAGAGUGUUUGGCUGACAGUGACCCCCCUCCACAUAUAGACUGGUACAAGGAUGAUGCAAAGCUGCAGCCUAACGGCCGUAUCCAGCAGCUGGCAGGAGGUCAGUACCUGGAGAUUCAGGAGGUAAAGCCUGAGGACAGUGGCCAAUACAGCUGUGUAGUCACCAACAUGGCUGGAAGCAAUAGUCUCUUCUUCACUGUGGAGAUUCUCUUGCCACCAGUGAUAAAGGAAAGCAGCUCGUUGGUAACCGUUCAUUUUGGGCAGGAUGUGGUUUUACCUUGUGAAGUACAAGAUGACUCCUCACCUUCGGUCAUGUGGAGGAAAGAUGGCUUCCCUGUGCCCAAGGAUAACGAUAAGUACACGGUGUUAUCUGAGGGCUCUCUGCGUUUACGUGGGCCUCAGCUGAAUGAUGCUGGUCGCUACUACUGCACUGUCUCCAACCAGGCUGGCUCAGAUCACCGUGCAAUGGAUCUCCGGGUGUUUGUUGGUCCUUCUAUCAGUCCAGGUCCCAUCAACAUGACAGUAACCAGUGGAAGUAGAGCUGUGCUUAAUUGUGAGACCACAGGUAUACCGCCACCUAAAAUAUCCUGGAAGAGGAAUGGAACUCCACUUGACGUUAACCAGCAUCCCAGUGCAUACAGGCUACUAUCCUCUGGGUCUCUUGUUCUUUUAUCACCAUCUGACGAGGAUGAAGGCUAUUUCGAGUGUACGGCGGUCAAUGAUGUAGGAGAAGAGCGCAGGGUGAUUGAAGUUAUCCUCCAAGUCCCACCUUCGAUUGAGGAUGACGUCACAACAGUGAAGGCUGUGAAAAUGGCACCUGUGUCUUUGCCUUGUCGUGCACAAGGACAGCCUCAGCCCACCGUGACCUGGACCAAGGGAGGAGCCAAACUGGGCAACAGGGGAGGAGGUUACCGUGUCCUUCCCACUGGGGUGUUGGAGAUCACUGCCGCUUUGCCGAGUCAUGCUGGCAGAUACACAUGCUCAGCCCGAAACCCUGCAGGAGUGGCUCACAAGCAUAUCUCUCUGACAGUACAAGAACCACCAGAGAUCCGGCCAAUGGCGGAGGAAGUACAGGUACUGUUGAAUCAUGGAACCGUCCUUCCCUGCGAAGCUCAUGGAUUCCCCAGACCAUUAAUCACCUGGCAGAGAGAAGGAGUUCCUAUAGCAGCGGGCCACAGGCUGGCUGUUCUCUCCAAUGGAGCUCUGAAAUUCUCUCGCGUGACUCUUGGAGAUGCUGGGACCUACCAGUGCCUGGCAAAGAAUGAGGCAGGUGUAGCUGUAGCAAGAACCAAACUGGUCCUUCAAGUUCCACCGGUGCUGAGUGUGCCUCGAAAUGACUACAUCGCUGUUUUAGGCCAGCCCAUCAGUCUGGAGUGUGCAGCUGAUGGUCAGCCUCAGCCUGAAGUCAUUUGGCAUAAAGAGAGGAGGCGUUUGGUUGACGGUGCUCAUACACGCAUAUUUUCCAAUGGAACUCUGGCUAUUGCUUCCACACAGCGCAGUGAUGCAGGAAUCUACACAUGCACAGCUAAAAACCUGGCCGGCAGAGUUACCCAUGAUAUUAGGCUAAUCAUUCAAGUUCCACCCAUGAUUGCGCCAGCUCAGACAGAGCUGUCUGUCAUUCAGGGGUUUCAGGCUCUACUGCCAUGCGCAGCUCAGGGCUUACCAGCACCUAGAGUGUCAUGGGAGAAGGAUGGGGCUGUUGUCCUAAACCUUCUUGGCAAAUUUACCAUCCUGCGAUCUGGAGAGCUGAUUAUCGAGAGGGUGGAGCUGGAAGAUGCUGGUACAUUCACAUGUGUGGCCACCAAUGCUGCAGGCUCGGUGAGACGCGACAUCCACUUGUCAAUCAACACCCGGCCUGUCUUUAAAGAGCUGCCAGGUGAUGUAACCCUGAACAAAGGACAGAGUCUGGCCUUAUCCUGCCACGCUCAGGGAACACCUCCUCCCACCAUCUCCUGGACUUUCAACAACAAGCUGUAUAAAGCAGCCAUCACAGAUGAGGCAGGGAGGAGCUCGGUCCUCAUUGAGAAUGUGACCUUAAACGACGCUGGGACCUAUGUGUGCUUAGCGGAGAACAGCGUGGGCUCCAUUAGAGCUCUCUCGUUUGUUCGUAUCAGAGAACCACCAGUAUUAAAGGGUGAAGCCCACACAUCUCAGACGGUUGUCCAAGGUGGAGCUGCAAUGCUUGACUGUCCGGUUCAUGGAGACCCCAGCCCUGUCCUCCGCUGGCUGCGAAAUGGAAAGCCUUUACAUCGCCUCCUCCGGAUGCAAACGCUCCGCAACGGAUCUUUGGUCAUUUACAGCAUCACUGCUGCAGAUGAAGGAGAAUAUCAAUGUGUGGCGGAGAGCGAGGCUGGAAAAGCUGAGAGGACCAUUACUCUCAAGGUUCAGAUAAAUGGAGGAUACUCCAGCUGGGGGGAGUGGGGUCCAUGCAGCAGCUCAUGUGGCCAAGGUGUUCAAGAGCGGAUCAGAUUAUGCAACAAUCCAGCACCAGCUAAUGGUGGCCGCCUCUGCAGCGGACCGAGCACCGAUUCUAGGAAAUGUCAGACUGGUUUGUGUCCAGGUGAGGUUCCACGCAAGACUAGAGGCAGUCUGAUAGGGAUGGUGAAUGACAGAGAGUUUGGUGUGUCCUUCCUGGAGGCCAACAUCACAGACAACGAGGAACAAGGCACCAGCACUCUGGAGGCACGCCUUGACAACAUCCCUCCCACAGUGGGCCCCUUUCUGCAGGUUCUGGUGCCUGUUUUCACUCCCAUCUAUUGGACCACUGUGCUUCAAAACGGAGCCACCAGAAAUGGGUUCUCCUUUACGCAGGGUCACUUCAGACAGGAGUCUCAGUUGGAGUUUGAAACUGGAGAGAUCCUCCGUCUGACCCACGUCGCCAGAGGAUUGGACGCUGAGGGAGUUCUGCUGAUUGACAUUGUAAUCAAUGGCUUCGUUCCACCGUCGUUAUCGUCAUCCCAUCUGGGCCUUCAGGACUUUGAUGAGUCAUAUGUGCAGACGGGCCAAGGACAGCUGUAUUCAUGGUCAUCACAGACCCACCAGAGAGGAGGCAGUCCCAUGGUGCUGCGCUGUAAUCACACCAUCGUUUACGAGGGCCAGGAGGAGCGCCAAGGCCCCGUUCUUCAGCUGCUCAAGGUUUCCGGAAUAAACAGUGCCUAUAACAUGUUUACUCUCAGUUUGGACUUCCAUAUCACUACAAGCCUCCUCGUACCAGAUGGUUAUGAAGACACAUGUCCUAAAGGCUUUAAUAUAGACACAGCCUCCUACUGUGCUGAUGAAGACGAGUGUGCGCUGCAGUCUCCCUGCUCACAUACAUGCAACAAUAUCAUGGGAGGGUUUACCUGUGCCUGUCCAUCUGGCUUUACUAUCUCUACAGAGAGCAACACAUGCAAUGAUAUUGAUGAAUGCUCCCAAGGCUCCCACAUGUGCCACUACAACCAGCAGUGCGUCAACACUGUGGGGACAUACCGCUGUCAGGCCAGAUGUGGACCGGGAUUUAAGCCCAGCAUCACAGGAACCAGCUGUGAAGACGUUGAUGAAUGUCAGGAGUCUGCUAUCUCCCCAUGCCACCAUAAGUGCCUCAACAUUCUGGGUUCCUACCGUUGCAUCUGUCAUCCUGGAUACCAGCUGUCAGGACAUCGCUGCAUUGACAUCAAUGAGUGCAUGAGAAACGUGUGCCCAGCACAUCAGCAGUGCCGCAACACCGACGGAGGAUAUCAGUGUUUUGACAGCUGCCCUGCGGGAAUGACCACAGCAGAAAACGGGGCCUGUGUAGAUAUUGAUGAGUGCCAGGAUGGAAGUCACAUGUGUCGCUACAGUCAGAUCUGUCAGAACACCGUCGGAGGAUACGGGUGCAUUUGUCCCAGAGGUUACAGAUCCCAGGGAGUUGGGCUUCCGUGUCUGGACAUUGAUGAAUGUUCGCAAACACCAAAUCCUUGCGCGCACCAGUGUCGUAACGUACCCGGCAGCUUCCGGUGUCUGUGCCCCCCUGGGACUCUGCUGCUGGGGGACGGACGCUCCUGUGCAGGGCUGGAGCGGGGCCAAAUCUUCACUAACGGCACCAGAGUCAGGGCCAGACUCCACCCUCAGCUGGUGUCAUCCCUCGGUAGACCGAUCUUCUCCCGCUCCAGCGGAGUAUCUCGCAUUACCAGGCAGAGCUGUCCUGUGGGCUACACCAGCAGAGAUGGUACAUGUGUAGACGUUGAUGAAUGUUUGUUAAAGAAGCCCUGCCAACAUGAGUGUAGAAAUACCAUUGGCAGCUUCCAGUGUCUGUGUCCUCCAGGAUACAAACUUCUGCCCAACGGUAGAAGCUGUAAAGACAUUGACGAGUGUGUUGAACAAGGAAUUCAGUGUGGACACAGUCAGAUGUGCUUUAAUACCAGAGGGGGAUACCAGUGUCUGGAUACACCCUGCCCUGCUUCCUACCAAAGAGGAGGACGUCCCGGGACCUGUUUUAGGCCCUGCUCUCUGGACUGCGCCACAGGAGGCUCUCCUCUGCUCCUGCAGUACAAGCUGCUCACUCUUCCCUCUGGCAUACCGCCCAAUCACAACGUGGUACGACUCUCUGCGUUUUCCGAGUCUGGCAUCCUACAAGAGCGUACCUCCUUCUCCAUACUUGAGCAAGUAUCGGUUACGGGCGUGACGGGACGAGUGUUUGACAUCAAAGACGAGGCGGGCCGGGGGAUCAUCUUCACUCGGCGGGUUCUGGAUAGACCCGGGCUAGUGAGGCUCAAGGUGCAGGCCACCACCAUCUCAGAACAAGGUCGCAUAACGUACCAGAGCAUCUUCAUCAUCUACAUCUCCAUCUCAGCGUACCCCUAUUAAACCCAAAGGUUUAUUUACAGAUGACUCUGUCCUGCCACCAAAAAUCAGAUCAUGUAAAGAAUCUCUGACUCAGUUUUUCUAAACCGGAGGAGGAUUUGACUUCAGAGACUGUGGUGAAGAUGUCUGGUAUACGUAUGGCCUUAAUGGGAAAGAAGCGAGAGACUCUCCUAUACAAACCAAAUGGAAAAACAUACCUGUAACAUAAUUUAAUCUCCAUUUACAAUCUGGAUGAUUUUUUUUUCCUCCAGAAUUUUCUGUCAAUCCAUUGUUUUAAUUACUUGAUGAUUGUGUUUUAUGUCCAUCCAGGUUGGUACAGAGAUAUUUCCACAGCUAUGGCAUUGUUUAAUGCCCUAACCUCCCCCUUCCCCUAUAUUAUUUAUUAAAGUCAUUUGAAAAGAUAACUGCUUCGAACAAAUCUUGGCAACAUGGGGUUUGAGUUGUCAUAGAUCCACUGGUUUACCGGCACAUUCUUUUGUUCUUUUUUUACACUCCUUUUUUUUCAGAUUUUCCCUAACAGAAGUUGAUAUUUUGAAUGUUACUGAGGUAUUUUGAGUUUGUGUGAUUGGUGUAAAUGAUAAAAAAGGCAGUUUAAAAACAAAAACAAAUUAUAAGAUAAUCCACACUACAUUUAACUAAUCUGGGGCCAGAAAUGAACAAGAGAACUCACCUGAAUUAACAUUGAUUGUUAAUGGAUUUAUCUACAAAUUAAAGGCCUCUGUUGCUGUAAUUGCUUUGAAUAGCUGUACAGAUAAAUGUUUUCUUUUCUACGGUACAUUAAUGUACCAAAAUGAUCCCUGUUUAUCUCGGUUUCCGCAAAUUUAUUUCUCGGUUUUAUCAGGUUGGACCUUCUUAUGCCUUCAGAAAGCCAUAAAUUCAUCAAAGUGCCGAAACAUUCCUUUGAGAUUUGUCUACACUGUAAAUGAAAGUGUUUUUCCAGUAACAGCUGAAACCAAGAUAAAUGCUUGCAAUAAAGGGAAUUAACAGGUCUUGAAGGGUUUCUCUCUGCACUGCUUUUCUAGCCGGUUUUGAAACACAUCAUUACUGAGAUCCUAAUAUCAUGGCAGCCCUACUGUCUAUCAGCUCGAACCAGCUGGAUCCCUCCACUUUGACAUCAACAAGGUUUUUCUGUUAUGCACACAAACUGUUGCUCAGUGAACAUUAUCAGGACAUUCCCAGCAAUAAACAGUAAUGUGUCAAAAUCUAAGUGGCUGUUCCAGAAAAUAUCAAACCAGCCCGUUUGGCAGUAGCAACCAUGUUCAAAGUAACGUAAAUCUCCCUUUUUCCACAAUCUGAGGCUCUGAAAUUCAGUAAGUUUUCCUGCUCAUGUUAAGAAGCAUAAAUGCAUUGAAUUGUAU